ACAAAAAACAAGACAUCCCACAUCAGUUGAAUAAGUAACAUCUGCUGAUCAAAAUAAUACAAGAGUGUGUGUCUUCUUCUAUAUGGUGCUCCUUACAAGUUAAUAUCUUUGAGGUCUUGUGGCAUUUGUGCUUUUUCGUGUGUUGUUCUAGUAAAGAUAUACAAGGUGCAAAAAAUGAUAUCAGAUGUUAAAGGAUCUAUAUAUGAUGAGCUUAGAAACGAAGCAGAAUGGUGAGAUUGAAAAAGAGAAAAGAGAAGAUCAUAUGGAGCUAGAAAGAAAGGAGGAUGGUGCAGAUCAUCAUUUGGAUGGCUCAAGGAGGCUGCAGCCAUGGACACAGCAGAUAACGAUUCGUGGAAUUGUGGCAAGCCUUAUUAUAGGGAGCAUUUAUAGUAUUAUAGCCAUGAAACUCAAUCUUACAACUGGUAUGACACCUAAUAUGAACGUCUCGGCUGCACUUCUUGCUUUUGUGUUUAUGAGAACAUGGACAAAGAUGCUCCAAAAAUCCGGGAUAACCUCUGUUCCGUUCACUAGGCACGAGAAUACGAUGAUUCAGACGUGUUCUGUUGCCUGUUACAGCAUUGCCAUUGGAGGUGGAUAUGGUUCUUAUUUGUUGGGUUUGAACAAGAAAACAUAUGAGUUGUCCGGAGGAGCAAGUUCUCCAGGGACUUACAAAGAACCUGGUGUUGGUUGGAUGAUGGGCUAUUCUUUCUUGGUCUGCUUUAUCGGUCUUUUUGUAUUGAUCCCACUCCGAAAGGUUUUGAUUGUUGACUAUAAGUUAGUAUUUCCGAGUGGGAUGGCAACCGCAGUUCUUAUUAAUGGGUUUCACAGUCAGGGAGACGAUAUGGCAAAGCAACAAGUGAGGGGAUUUGCUAAGUACUUUUCAGCAAGUUUUCUAUGGGGAUUGUUCCAGUGGUUCUUUACAGGAAAGGAAGAAGAAUGUGGAUUUGUUCAGUUUCCUACCUUCGGAUUGCAAGCUUGGAAAAACACGUUUUACUUUGACUUUAGCAUGACUUAUGUGGGAACUGGGAUGAUCUGCCCUCACAUUGUGAACUUGUCAUUGAUGUUUGGAGCCAUCGUCUCAUGGGGCAUAAUGUGGCCAUUGAUAGGAAAGAACAAAGGAGACUGGUAUCCUGAUGGUUUACCUGAGAGCAGCAUGAAAAGCCUCAAUGGUUACAAGGCCUUUAUAUCUAUUGCUCUAAUUCUAGGUGACGGGCUAUAUAACUUCACCAAGAUACUAUAUAUAACAUCUAUGAGUGUACAUGGAAGAUUUAAGACCAAGAACCUGAAUCCAGUUGUCCAGAAGAAGGUUAAUGAAGAGGAGCAAAAACAGAAUGAGGUCUUCCUCAGAGAAACUAUACCCAUGUCUAUCGGAGGAAUUGGAUACAUCGUAUUUGCAAUAAUUGCUGUAAUCGCAAUACCUCACAUGUUUCCUGAGGUUAGAUGGUACUAUGUGAUCAUAGCCUACAUUUUUGCUCCAUCUUUGGCCUUCUGCAAUGCAUAUGGAGCUGGUCUUACUGAUAUUAACAUGGCAUACAACUAUGGAAAAAUCGGGCUUUUCAUGAUGGCGGCAAUGGCAGGAAAAGAGGAUGGAGUGGUGGCAGGAAUGGUGGGUUGUGGGCUCGUGAAGUCCGUCGUCUCAGUUUCUUGCAUACUGAUGCAUGACCUGAAAACGGGUCAACUCACUCUGACUUCUCCUAGAACUAUGCUUCUUAGUCAAGCCAUAGGUACAGCCAUAGGAUGCAUGGUGUCUCCUUUGAGCUUCUUUCUAUUUUACAAAGCAUUUGAUAUUGGAAACCCUGACGGUGAAUACAAGGCUCCAUACGCGUUAAUUUACAGAAACUUGGCAAUUCUUGGAGUUCAGGGGUUUUCUGCUUUGCCUAAGCAUUGUAUACAGUUGUGUUAUGGUUUCUUUGCAUUUGCUGUGGCAAUCAACAUGAUUAAAGAUGUGGUACCAAAAAAGAUAGGCAAGUGGAUGCCAUUGCCAAUAUGUAUGGCAGUACCCUUUUUGGUUGGUGGAUAUUUUGCUAUUGAUAUGUGUAUCGGGAGUUUGAUUGUGUUUGUUUGGCACAAGCUUAAUGAUAAGGAGGCUGAUUCAAUGGUUCCUGCAGUUGCUUCAGGUUUGAUCUGUGGUGAAGGUAUGUGGAGCUUACCGGCCUCAGUUCUCGCUUUGGCAAAAAUACGCCCCCCAAUUUGUAUGAAGUUUUUAGCUUCUUAGAUUAGAAUCAAAGUUUGUAUUCAGUUUUGGAAAGAUGCAAUAAUAUAAUCAACCAUAGUUGCUGUGUCGAAAACAGCUCCAAUUGCUUUUGUAUCUAUAUCUAUUUAUAAAACUUCAAAUAUCAUUUA
Erigeron canadensis is the source of this 2343-nucleotide messenger RNA. RefSeq names its product metal-nicotianamine transporter YSL1-like. Gene Ontology annotation, molecular function: iron-nicotianamine transmembrane transporter activity; oligopeptide transmembrane transporter activity. Gene Ontology annotation, cellular component: plasma membrane. The coding region runs from base 185 to 2215 and encodes 676 amino acids. Gene Ontology annotation, biological process: response to iron ion; seed development. The record is from RefSeq and is a predicted model, not a curated record. Lineage: Eukaryota; Viridiplantae; Streptophyta; Magnoliopsida; Asterales; Asteraceae. The transcript is spliced from 8 exons.